AUGUUUCUACCCCAAAAAUCACUACUACGGGUGCCAGGUGAUGGUUUAUUUAAAGGAAUUGCAGCGUUAAAGCGUCCUAUGAUUGUAAAGGCAUCGCCACAACUAUGUUUGCCGAUAGCACUUUGCAAUCAGAAGCAUACACGCAAUGCUUUUCACACAUCUGCAUAUCCUCUGGUACUCCAGAAGACGUCGUUUCAUAAGCCUGUGGGGUCUUUGUUGACUAAUCGUUUGUCUCUACGGUUGUGUUUGAGACAAGGCAGCCGCAAAUUCCAUAGUGCCCCUAGACGACAGUUUCUCGGGGGACGAGACCCUUUUAACAGUGGUGACCGCCAUUAUAAAUUUUCAUUUUCAUUUGAUACGUGGGGCCUUGUUGUUGCUGGGAUAGUGCUCAUCGUCACAACGUCGAUUUUCUUGAUGGUUUUACCAUACUUAUUUGUUGUACUCUUCCCGUUUAUCAUAGCAGCAAUAGCAUUCUAUGGAAUAAAAAGUUAUGUGCUCAAGUUGGAAUUCAGCAAAAUUAGAGAUGCCUUGUCUAGGUCUUCUAUGAAACUCUCUGCCGCUACCAGAAAACAGCUACUAUACAAAGAGAUAUCGCCUCAUAUGGAAUCGUUGAAGGAGAUGUUAGAUAAAAAAGCUUCCAAGGUUCCUCCGGGCUUCUUUGAUUCAUUUAAAGAUCAAAUGGACAAUUAUGACCUUCACAAAGCGGAUCGGUUCUUGGAAUUCUUGAGCUCUAGGAUCGAUGAAAGCUUGUGCAAAAACGAAAACAAUAUCAGAUCUAUCAUUCUGGGAAAGGACUCCGUUUAUCGGCCGGAUAUGGUAAAAUUAUUUGAAGAAAGUCACAAAAUCAUGACACUAUAUGGGACCGGUAACGAUUCGUACGAACUGCACAUAUUUAAAUUGAUGCUUGAAGACGACUCUGUUGAGGCAAAACCGAUCGGCCUCGUUUUAGUCGUAGCAGCGGUUAAACAAGAGAAUUUCGAAAUGCUUGGUCCAAUGUUCAAAUUUCUUAAUGUUAAAGAUACCCAGGAAGCGUCCCCGAUGGUUAUAGCAGUGAAGAACAUAGACUUUAUACCAAAGAUUGGCUUUAUAACUGAUAUUGGAGAAACAGGUAGGGGAGGGACGGAUCAUAAUUAA
This is a messenger RNA of Kluyveromyces marxianus DMKU3-1042, 1134 nucleotides long. It is a transcript of the gene MRX9, whose product is annotated as Mrx9p. The record is from RefSeq and is a predicted model, not a curated record. Lineage: Eukaryota; Fungi; Ascomycota; Saccharomycetes; Saccharomycetales; Saccharomycetaceae. The transcript has a single exon. Bases 1 to 1134 code for a protein of 377 amino acids.